CUAUCUGUAGGGUGUGGCUUAUACGUGAGCCUGCUGUUCCAGGAAAGGCUGGGCAGACAGUUUCUCUUUGUUGCCUUGUGUGGCAGUCAGAAUGGACGAAGGUAGACAGGAGCUCUGGCUCUCUCUCCUGAGCUUACUGAUCAUAUCCAUCAACGCCGUGAUGUUCUGGCGUAGAGGCGGAAGAGACGCGCGCUGGUCGCUCAGGCUCCUGCUGAUGGGACUGAUGCUGUGCUUUCUGCUUUCUCCUGGAUCUGUGUUAGUGUUGCUGUUGAGUGUGUGCUGCAGCGUGGUCCACUUCAGUGCAGGAAAAGAAGAGGUUUUGCUGCCAGCACAAGGCAGAGCAGUGCUCAUCACAGGUUGUGACUCUGGGUUUGGCCUUAAUCUUGCUAAGAUGCUGGCCAUGGCUGGGAUGAAGGUGUAUGCUGGUGUGCUGGAUGGCUCUGGGCCAGGUGCAGAGGAGCUUAGGACGAUCUCUUCAUCACAACUUACUGUCCUACAAUUCGAUAUCACAGACCUCAACCAGACCUAUGAAGCUCACCAACUUAUAAAGAGUCAGAUAGGAGAGACAGGUCUUUGGGGAUUGGUGAAUAAUGCAGGAGUGCUUGGAUAUACAUGUGAUGGGGAAAUUCUUCCCAUGCGGAUUUUAAGAAAAAUCAUAGAGGUCAAUUUUAUUUCGGGUGUGGACGUGACCAGAGUUUUCUUGCCUAUGAUUCGACAAGCAAAAGGAAGGAUUGUUACUGUAUCCAGUCUGGCAGGAGAAGUUCCUUUCCCUGGCUUUGCUGCAUAUGGAGCAUCAAAGGCAGCUUUGACUCUAUACUUUGGCGUUAUGAGGCAGGAACUGGCCCGGUGGGGAGUCAAAGUGGCCAUUAUUCAGCCUGGGGGUUUCAAGACCAACAUUCUAGGCAAUCAAGAACAAUGGGCUAAAAUUCAGAAGGAGAUCUUCAGCACUCUGCCACCAGAAGUGACAGGGGCGUAUGGAGAGGAAUACAUCUGCUCCAUGCAACAUCGUUUAAGCAACAUGACUGCACAUGCCUGCACCAAUUUUGCACCUGUUCUGCAUGCUAUAAAGCAUGCACUACUCUCAGAAACACCAAGACCCUUUUACCACCCGGGACCCACUGCCUGGGCAUUUCCAUUCAUGCACAGGUUCUGUCCAACCUGGUUAUUUGAUAUUAUUUUUCCACACAUGCUUUAUCAAAGUUAAACUACCAAACCUGGCGUCAAAUCAG
Electrophorus electricus (electric eel) is the source of this 1229-nucleotide messenger RNA. It is a transcript of the gene hsd17b2, whose product is annotated as hydroxysteroid (17-beta) dehydrogenase 2. The record is from RefSeq and is a predicted model, not a curated record. Gene Ontology annotation, molecular function: oxidoreductase activity. Gene Ontology annotation, cellular component: intracellular membrane-bounded organelle. Gene Ontology annotation, biological process: steroid metabolic process. Lineage: Eukaryota; Metazoa; Chordata; Actinopteri; Gymnotiformes; Gymnotidae.